AUGCAUUGGAUUGGUGUAUGUUGUUUUUGGUCAUUAUUUGUUUUCGUCUUUUCCGAUGCUCAUAAUUCGACGAACAACCGGACGUUCAUUGUAGAUUAUGAAAAAAACGAGUUCCUAAAAGACGGAGAAGUGUUCCGAUACGUUUCCGGCGAUUUGCACUAUUUUCGAAUUCCAAAAUCUUAUUGGAAAGACAGAAUUCAAAAAAUAAAAGCAGCUGGAUUAAAUGCUAUAACAACUUACGUAGAAUGGAGCUUACACGAACCAUUCCCUGGCACAUAUAAUUUCGAAGGGAUGGCCGACUUGGAGUAUUCAUCAAAUUGCUCCAAGACGAAGGCAUGUACCUACUCUUGA
Molecule: messenger RNA, 351 nt
Organism: Macrosiphum euphorbiae (potato aphid)
Lineage: Eukaryota; Metazoa; Arthropoda; Insecta; Hemiptera; Aphididae
Source: the annotation of a GenBank genome assembly